CUGGAGGGAUUCACCCAGGCUCCCACCAAGUCUCUGACCAAGACCUCAUGUCUCUGCACCCUCCCACGUACCAUUGUUGUGACCAUGGUUUUCAGACAGCUGUCCUCUGGCUGGGUCCCAGUCUCCAGCAGGUCACCUGCGGCUGCCCCUGUGAGGAAGCAGGAACCAGUCCCCAGGACCUCUGUGAAGAGCUCCAUUCUGUCCACAUUGAAGCCUUGGAGCCAUGGUGGGGAGGGCUGAAGGAAAGGGCUAAAUGGAUGGCACAGUUUCUACAUCCCCCUUCCUCCAGAAAGGAGUGGGAACUCAGGAUGGGGGGAGGGAGAGGCACACAGGAACAGCCUGGCCUUAGUACCCCAGCCUCCUCCCUCUAGGUUACUCUCCUGGGUAACAAGAUAAUUCCACAGGGACUUCAAAUGUAGCGCUCACAUCCCACGAGCCCACAUCUGCCCUGAACCUGGUAGUUGGACCCCACUUCUUGGGGUAAGAAUUCUCACGGAGUAGAGCUGAGGUUCUGCCACUUCCUCUCCCGAGGGAGCAACUCAAGUUACCAGGGCAACAGGCUAGAAUAAAUCUUGUCUGGGUGAGGCCAAGGGCAGUGUUGUUGCUAGGGCAACUGAUUAGGCCAGUUGUUUGGCUCCAGGCUUUUCCUGGUACCUGGCAAGCUAAAUCACCUGGCAUUGAUUACCAUCUACCACUGCUGCUUGCCCAGAACCCAGACACUCCGAUCCCUGCUGCUUCCUACUUAUAUCUUUACCCAGCACUUAGGGGUUCGAUGACACGAAGUGGUCUGGAGCUGCCCUCUAUGACAGCAGCUGUGAAUUCACAGGACUAGGGUGCUGCGAGGUGGUCUAGUUGAUGGGGACUGGGAAGGAGUAGGUAUGAAGAGACCCUCCUGUGGGUAGUUUCAAAUCAAGCCUGGGGAGUAAGGCUCCAGGCCAGGAGCCGAGCAGGUGCAUGAGCCCUGCGCGUGCCUUGCUCUUUGAGGCAGCAGCCAGACUAGGAAGGGGAAGGGCCUGCAGACAGCUUUUGUGUCUCUGCCACUUGUCACAUGGUGCAUAUAUCAAGGCCACACGGGGACUAUGACCUUAAUGUUUUGGUGGCCACUUAUGGAUCCAUCACAUACCUGCCCCUCCCUGGCCAACACCCAUCAGCUGUGGCAGCUGCCAAUGGCCCCACUGUGUCACCUGAGCUGCCAGCCCCUCUCCUGCUCCUUGGUGGGGCUUUGGCUGACUGGGGGGCACCUGGAGCAGGCCCCAGGUACUGCCUGCCUGCUGUCUGGAUGCCCAUCCUCAGGAUACUGGUUGGGUCAAGCAAAAGGACCUCAAGGGACCACUGCAGACUCCCUGCCCUAAAUUUCAAGUCAAGAGAAGGGGAGAGACACUGGGCAUCAAGACAGGGCAUCCCUUUCUCAAAGAUCCUAGCUUCCAUGCACACUGCAUCAUUGGCUCCUCUAGUAUUCUAGCCCCUUCCUUCCAGGCCUGGGAAGUGGAGAAACUCUGCCUCCCUGCUCAGGCUGUCCUGGCCCUUGGACUGGUCAGAAAAAGGUUCCCUUGCUUCAGUACUCUUGUUAUAUCUCCUUCCAUACCUGACUGUGCUCCUAUACCAUCUUUAAUAGGGGCCAAAUGUUGCCCUCUUUCCCUUCCCCACCCUCAGCUUCCCCCUUUUAGGUAUCUUACUUGCCAUGAGAGAUAUCAUGAGGUCCUCUAAGGCCCCCAUCUGUGUCAACUGCUAGUUUGUCUUGCAGAGUGUGCACUGACUGACCAGAGCUAUCUUCCCCCAAGUGAGUUGGUCAGUGGAAGGAUCAGAAGUGAGGUGUAAAAAUGUGUGAAUUCCAAUUCCAUCUCAAACCUCUCAGUAAGCAAGGGGCAAAGGGAGUACCCCCACCAGAGAGUCUGCACUUCUGUGAUCAGAGCCAUCAGCUGGCCCAUGGUGGCAUUUUUGGACAGUGGUGGUGAGAAGGGGCUGAGGGCAAUGGGGCAGCAUGAGGGAAAUGCCCCUAAGCGAUGGUGCCAUCCUCCACAGGGUCUCCUCCAGUGGCCACUUGACUGGGAUUCUGGUGGGAUGGGCUGUGCACAGGGACCAAUCCAGAAGUUUAUUUAUCCCAAGACACCUUAUCACCACAGACCCACCGACCCACAGAGAAACUAAACCUUCAGCUCCUCAGAAAUCAGAACCACCCCGAUGUUCAGAGGCCAGCUCCUAGGAUUAUUUGGGAAGGAAGAGUGCAAAACCAGUCCUGGAUGGGAAGUGGGGACACAGGUGCUGGAAGGAGAGAGCAGGAGUAAGGAAUGGCAGGAGCUGGAAGGAGGGGUUGCCCUAAGGAUGGCCGGACUUAACCGGCCCUGAUCUCCAGGACUGCGGAUGCCACUGCCAGCGCGAUCAAGACAGACACAGUUCCAUUCACAUACGCCUCACACGGUAGUUUUCCCCAACAGACACCUCAAAUCAGUGGAGAUGCCCCCACACUCUCCGCCCCUGCCGAAGCGGGUGGGGUAGGGUGGAGGCCGGCUCUCUUAAACUUCCCAACUCAAACUCCGCUUCCAUUGCCGGCAGUCCAGCGCCCGGGUCGCGCGAGGGUUAACCCCGCGGGGGUGGGGACUCCGGAGCGGUCGGAGGAGGGAGGGAGGGAGGGAGGGGUGAGGAGGCACGGGGAACCGGCUAGGGUCUAGCCUCUGAGGCCGUUGGAGACCUGGGUGUCACAGGCCGUCGGGCAGCCACUGGGGCACACGCUGCGCGCAGCGAGGGGCUACUGCAGACUCCCUGCUCUAAACUUCAAGUCCGGGGGAGGGGAGAGACACUGGAUAUCAAGACAGAUGUCGGCCACCUCUACCCCACUUCUGGCCUUUCCCCAGCGGUCUCGGCCGCUCCUCCAGCCAUUUUAUAGCCUGUGGUCCGGGAUGAACCCUGGAGGCGGCGGCCCGACGGCAACCCCGGAGUCCCAGUUGACCGAUGUGCCCCUGGGUCCGCCACCUCCUUGGGCCUGCCCGGCUGAUGUGAGGCUCUGCGGCCACCUGCGGAAGCAGAAGUCCCAGCGCCGCCGCUUCUUCGUGCUACGCGCUGACCCGCCGCGCCUCGAGUGUUACGAGAGCGAGAAAAAGUUCCUCUCGGGCCGAGCACCCCCCAAACUUAGCAUGAGCCUGGCGGGCGCGUGCACCAUUAGCAAGCGCGUGGACGCGCGCCAGCGCCACCUGAUCGUCCUCUACACGCGCAACUGCAGCCUGGGUGUGGCGGCGGCCAGCGAGACGGAGCAACAGGCGUGGUACAGCGCCCUGCUGGAGGCGCGCGCCGCUGCCGCAGAUCCCUGUUUUCAUGAGGACUCCGAGACCUGGAUCCUCGCUCCGUUUCAGGACGUCUGGCCUGUGACGCUGCGGCCCAAAGGGCUGGGGCGGACACGAGGCCUGGGAAGCGGUGGCUACUGCCUGUGUCUGGGUUCGGGGGUACUGAGCCUGCUGCGGGAGCCCAGGGCCAGAGGUUCCAAGGACACCCAAGCAUCGCUACCGCCAGCCCUGCGCCUGUCCCUGCUCAGCGUGCGCCGCUGUGGCCACGCAGACUCCUUCUUCUUCCUGGAGCUUGGCCGCUCAGCACCCACGGGUCCCGGGGAGCUGUGGCUACAGGCGCCUGACACGGUGGUGGCCCAAAGCAUUCAUGAGACCGUUCUGGCCGCCAUGAAGCGGCUCGGGGACGGUGGUGCGGGUGGCCAGGCUGAACCACUGCCAAGGGAUCCUACAACAAGCGCCUCCAGACGGUCACCUGUCCCCCAGCCUCAUGAGACCCCAGCCUCAGAGGCCCCAUCAAGCAGCCUGAGCCGUCAGGUGUGCCUGGGUGAGAGGAAUGAGCAUGCAACCCUAGAGACCCUGGCAAUGCUGGGGGCAGCAGCCUCAUAUCCCGAGGAGUUGGAGCAGGUUGGGGGCCACAUAUGCAUGGGAGCUGGGAGUGAUUACGAGACCAUGCAGGGCAAGGAAGCAGGUGGCUACAUGGUGAUGGCAGCCCCAGGCAUUCCGGCUGCUGCCAACGCCGCUCCCUCCCAUCCGCGCCAAGGUUGGGAGGGCACUGAAUACAUGCCCAUGAGCCACUUUCAGCCACGGUCCUUUUCCUCGAGUUCCCUACCCUUUUCCUACAACCCUGGGGCUGGGGACCCUGGACACUGGCUCCAAGACCCCCAUCGGGGCGUUGGGGACAGCUGCGGAACAGCAGGGGCUCAGUCCUGCUUGCAGCCACUAUCCGAGCAAGCGGGGGAAUACGUGUGCAUCAAGUACCCAACCCCAGACUGCACACUGGACCCCCUCGAUGGCCACCUGAAUUAUGUUGACCUGGACCUGGUCCCUCCUCUGGAGGCACGAGGCGACGCCCCCGGGGCCAGCACGCACAGCUAUGCCAGAAUCCAGUUCCAGAAUGAUGGAGAGACAAGGCUGUGGAGCCUGGGAAAUCUUCAGGAGGAGGUUCCCCAAGAAGUUGGAUUCUUUUAAGAGAGACAAUUCUAGAACCCCUAUCAACAAAAAAAAGUCCUACGAAUUUCUGGGCUUUCUCAGCCGAAGCCCCGAUCCUCUGUUUCCCCACACAGUUCCUGCAGCAUCAGUCCACAGUCUCAGGUCAGCCUUGGCCCCCCCCCACCCUGCCUCCUAUGAGAAUUCCCACGUGGACCAGCCCCCCACCACCACCCUCCCACACACACACCUGCAGUGCCUGCUGAGUGUCUCCUCCAAGGCAAAGAACUAACCUGCAAGCCCAGAGCUGAACUUCUGGGGCCCCAGAACAAGAAGGAUGAAAGUACCAGGUAUCUCACCUUUUAGUGCCCCCCCAAAAGUGAUGUGCUACCCCCUUACUCCCUAAUUUGCCUCUCCCAAUGCCAGCUACAUGCUCACACAAUCCUCCCUUCUCCCAGGCCUGGCAAAACUGAUGGGGAGUCCUUGCUUCUUACAUACUCAGUCUGAGGGACUGUACUGUGGAUCCCCCCCUCAUUAAAGGUGCCUUGACCAACGAGUAACAA
Messenger RNA from Hipposideros armiger (great roundleaf bat), 4987 nucleotides. Its product is annotated as insulin receptor substrate 1-like. Gene Ontology annotation, cellular component: cytosol; plasma membrane. The transcript has 3 exons. Gene Ontology annotation, biological process: insulin receptor signaling pathway. The record is from RefSeq and is a predicted model, not a curated record. The coding region runs from base 2814 to 4466 and encodes 550 amino acids. Lineage: Eukaryota; Metazoa; Chordata; Mammalia; Chiroptera; Hipposideridae. Gene Ontology annotation, molecular function: insulin receptor binding; phosphatidylinositol 3-kinase binding.